UCUUCUUCAAUCCUUCUCAAAUCGUUUUAGUCGGAAUCACUGAGAAAAUAAGACGAAGGAAUUUGGAUUAAUAUAUAGAUAUGAGAGUCUCAGGUCAAAGGAGGAUCAUAGCACUCUUUCUCUUCACUGUCUCUCUCUACAUUCAUCGCCUUCAGGCUCGGCCCUACGUUCUCGUUCUCUCCAACGACGAUCUCAACGGCGGCGUUGAUGACAACGGCGCACACGAGCCUUCUGAUUUCGAUGAGUUUGGGCAAUCCGAAUCUAAGUCCGACGAGGAACUUGAUCCCGGUUCCUGGCGUCCAAUCUUCGAGCCCAACGAUUCCGCCGUCCACGCCGCGUCGCCGCAGUAUUACUCCGGACUCCACAAGAUUCUCUCGGCGGCGACUGAGGGAAACACUGUGUUGAUGGAGGAGGCGGUUUCAGAGAUAGAUUCGUCUGCUUCCUCCGGAGAUCCGCACGCGCAGUCGCUGAUGGGGUUCGUGUACGGGAUUGGGAUGAUGCGGGAGACGAGCCGAGCCAAAUCGAUUGUACACCAUCAUUUCGCAGCCGAGGGAGGAAAUUUGCAGUCCAAAAUGGCACUUGCUUUUAGAUAUCUUCGACAAAAUAUGCAUGAUAAAGCCGUCCAAUUAUAUGCUGAACUAGCUGAGACAUCAGUAAAUAGCUUUCUGAUCUCAAAGGAUUCUCCAAUGGUUGAGCCAAUUAGAAUCCAUAGUGGAACAGAGGAGAAUAAAGAUGCACUAAGGAAAUCCCGUGGGGAGGAUGAUGAGGAUUUUCAGAUAUUGGUAUACCAGGCACAGAAAGGGAAUCCUGCUGCUAUGUACAACGUGGGACUGUUAUACUACUUUGGUCUCAGAGGAUUAAGGCGUGAUCACGCCAAGGCAUUGUACUGGUUUUCCAAGGCUGUAGACAAAGGAGAGCCAAUGUCAAUGGAGCUUCUGGGAGAGAUAUAUGCUCGAGGAGCUGGUGUUGAGAGAAAUUAUGACAAGGCGUUUGAAUUUCUUACACUUGCAGCAAAUCAAGGUCUAUAUUCAGCAUUUAAUGGCCUUGGUUACUUGUAUGUCAAAGGCUACGGAGUAGACAAGAGAAACUACACUAAGGCGAGAGAAUAUUUUGAGAAGGCCGCUGAUAAUGAAGACCCUAGCGGGCACUAUAACUUAGGAGUGCUGUAUCUUAAAGGUAUUGGAGUCAAGAGGGAUGUCAGGCAAGCAACCCAAUACUUCUUGGUUGCUGCCAAUGCUGGCCAACCAAAGGCUUUUUAUCAACUCGCAAAGAUGUUUCAUUCUGGCGUUGGGCUUACGAAGAACUUGGAAAUGGCGACGUCGUUUUAUAAGCUAGUAGCAGAAAGAGGACCAUGGAGUUCUCUCUCUAGAUGGGCUCUUGAAGCUUACUUGAAAGGUGAUGUGGGGAAGGCUUUUAUAUUGUAUUCGAGAAUGUCGGAGCUUGGUUAUGAAGUAGCACAAAGUAAUGCUGCCUGGAUCCUAGAUAAAUACGGGGAGAGGAGCAUGUGCAUGGCAGUUUCUGGGUUUUGCACAGACAAGGAGAGGCACGAGCGGGCUCAUUCCUUGUGGUGGCAGGCCUCUGAACAGGGAAAUGAACAUGCUGCAUUGCUUAUUGGAGAUGCAUAUUACUACGGUCGGGGUACAGAGAGGGAUUUUGUGCGUGCAGCUGAGGCAUACAUGUAUGCUAAAUCUCAAUCAAAUGCACAAGCCAUGUUCAACCUCGGUUACAUGCAUGAGCAUGGUGAAGGUCUUCCCUUUGACCUCCAUCUUGCUAAACGUUACUACGAUCAGGCCCUCCAGAGCGAUGUUGCCGCCAAAUUGCCUGUCACGCUUGCUCUUGCGAGUUUAUGGGUUCGCAAAAACUAUGCUGAUACCGUUAUGGUACGAGUACUGGAUUCCUUGCCAGAAGUGUAUCCAAAGGUGGAGGAAUGGGUAGAGAAUGUGGUGUUGGAAGAAGGCAAUGCAACCAUACUAACUCUCUUCCUCUGUCUUGUCACCGUUUUAUAUCUCCGGGGGAGACAACGUAGACAGGUGGUUUUGGAUCCCGUCGGUGCUGACGUGGCACAGCCCCUCGCCGGACCAGUAGCCUUUCCCUAGUGAUCGGAAAAUAAGAUAAACCAAGCACCAACUAUACCGGUUACUACUCUGUACAGUUCUAGCUUAAUUACGUACUCACGUCUCACCAUAGUUUUAAGGGAGACGAGAAACUUUCUACUUUUACUCCCUUUUUCCUCUAGUGUAAAGCAUAGUUUUGUUAUAUUAGGACUGAUUUUGUAGGUUUUAUUAGGACUGAUUUUGUAGGUUUCUCUGUAACGCGUUUCGAUAUUUUAUCUACCCUACCCGUAUGAAAUUUUGAGAAUACAGUAAUUGUUACA
Messenger RNA from Eutrema salsugineum, 2374 nucleotides. Its product is annotated as ERAD-associated E3 ubiquitin-protein ligase component HRD3A. NCBI's taxonomy places the organism in Eukaryota, Viridiplantae, Streptophyta, Magnoliopsida, Brassicales, Brassicaceae. The transcript is spliced from 6 exons. The record is from RefSeq and is a predicted model, not a curated record. Bases 81 to 2096 code for a protein of 671 amino acids. Gene Ontology annotation, molecular function: protein binding.